AACAGAAACCAUAUUGUUGAAUACUGUAAUUCUAAGAUGUAUACUUGAAUUUUAAGGUUGUUCAAUAUGAUGGAAAGGAAAAGAAGGUUGACUCCAUGGAGUUUGACUUCCAACUUCGCAAAUAUUAGAACAAGUUCUAAUUGCGUGACAAAAUCCAGGAAGAUUUUGAUUUUUCGUCAAAUUCCUGUUUGCUACUUUUUAAUCCAUAGAUAUAAUUGUCAAAUGUAUAACGGUUGGGUAUUUCAGAUCCGAAUCAGCGUAUCUUUCGACAUUCAUCUUAAUUUGAGUUUGACGGUUUCACUAAAUAACAAAAAGAUUAGGUAGUUACGAAUUAGUCACACGUUUUCGAAUUGUGCACCGUCUAUCAAACGACUGAAAGCUCAAUUUGACUAAAAAUGGCAGGCGGUAUACAAAGUACGGCCCACACGUGAAGGAAAAGACUGGAAGAAAAGCAUGACGUCGUGAUCGGCUUAAUACUUUGACAGUGACAACUUGACAUUGUUCUAGAAGACCUCGGAAAAUACUUUGUUUUCGUUGUGGAAGAGUCCAAAAAUCUUGCUAGUUUUUUUGAUAGUUAAAAAAACUGAAAGAUAACACUUGAAGGUCAAUCACCGGCUAUCAAUACGUUAUCUGGAUAAGCAACUCGAUCAUGUCAGAAGGGACCUGUGAAGGCAAGCCUAAACUCCCAGUUAGGCAUGACUGGUACCAAACCGAUGCCGCAGUUGUUAUUACUGUAUUAGUAAAAAAUAUACAAAACGAGUGUCUGAAAGUAGAAUUCAAUGAAUCAUUUGUGAAAUUGAACAUCUCACAACCUGAAUAUGAACCUUGCGAAAUGUGCUUCAAAUUAUCAUAUAAAGUCGUACCAGAGCAGUGCAGCUAUAAGCUCACACCAUCCAAGAUAGAAAUAAAACUAAAAAAGGCUGAAGGUUUGAGGUGGGAAAAACUUGAAGGUGAUCCAAUAGCAGAAAAUAUAAAAGCUGUUCCUGCCGACCCAACAUCUAAACUUGACGGUCCACCAUCUUAUCCAACUUCGAAAAAAGGAAAAGAUUGGGCUGUAGUAGAGAAAGAGAUAAAAAAACAAGAAGCAGAAGAAAAGCCAGAGGGAGAAGAAGCCCUAAAUAAACUGUUUCAGGAAAUUUAUGGUAAAGGCAGUGAUGAGGUGAAAAGGGCUAUGAAUAAAAGCUAUAUGGAAAGUGGCGGCACUGUGCUGAGCACAAACUGGGACGAAAUAUGUAGGAGAAAAGUUGACGUAAAGCCACCAGAUGGUUGUGAAUUUAAAAAAUGGAAUUAAUUGCGUCCUCGUUUAUUAUAUAUUAUUAUAAAUUAUCUAUUAGUUUCGAUUACAACACACUUCUUUCAAUACAUGUAUUUUCUUGAAAUAAAGCUCUAAACAAAAAUAUA
This is a messenger RNA of Acanthoscelides obtectus, 1401 nucleotides long. The record is from the annotation of a GenBank genome assembly. NCBI's taxonomy places the organism in Eukaryota, Metazoa, Arthropoda, Insecta, Coleoptera, Chrysomelidae.